AUGGCCUUUAGGGAUGAAGGACUUCUUUUCCCAGAUGCUAGGAAUUCUGCUGAAAGUCAGCUCUCGACUCUCAGUCCGCUAUCUGUGUUGCCUUGGCUGGAGAGAGCUGCCUUGCCUGAGGUUCUGCCUCAUUCCCAUGCUAAUAAGCAUGGCAUAAGAAGACUUGGCCCCCUCACCCUAAGUCGGGUUUCUCUGAAGUCAGAACUCCAUGUAGCAUCAGCUGAGGUCUCCAUUGAGAGGAACCCAAGCUGCGAUAGUGAGUUUGAGAAUAGUGAUGGCAUUAAUAAAAGUACAAAAUUCGGCAACGGGAAGGUGGCUUUUGGAAGAAAUAUGAUAGCCUUGGAUUUGGAGUUUUUGAAUUUAGGUGAAAAUGGUCAGCUCUGGACUCCUCAGACGAUACAGCAAACUCUCAAGAGGACAUUGCAGUAUUAUGAGCAUCAAGUUAUGGGCUUUGGUGCCUUGGCUCUCUUUCAGAAGCAGCAGGAAAAGUGCCAGCCAACAUCUGAUUACACAGCCAUUGUGUCAUUUAGUCCUCACAAGAAAUCUAGCAGUUAUAGGGAUGCAGAAAAGAAUUUCCACAACAUCUCCAACAGAUGCUCCUAUGCAGACCAUUCCAACAAAGAGGAAAUUGAAGACAUCUCAGGAAUUCUUCAGUGUACUGCUAAUAUACUCGGUUUGAAGUUUGAGGAAAUUCAAGAAAGAUUUGGAGAGGAGUUCUUUAACAUAUGCUUUGAUGAGAAUGAGAGAGUCCUUCGAGCUGUAGGUGGCACAUUGCAGGACUUUUUUAAUGGCUUUGAUGCUUUGUUGGAACACAUUAGAACUUCUUUUGGAAAACAGGCCACUCUGGAGUCACCAUCUUUCCUAUGCAAAGAGCUCCCUGAAGGUACUCUCAUGCUCCACUACUUCCACCCUCACCAUACUGUGGGAUUUGCAAUGCUGGGGAUGAUCAAGGCUGCAGGAAAGAAGAUCUAUCGGCUGGAUGUGGACGUGGAACAGGUUGCAAGUGAGAAGCUGUGCUCUGAUGGCUCAAAUCCAGGCAAUUGUAGCUGUCUUACUUUCCUUAUCAAAGAAUGUGAAAAUACUAAUAUUACGAAGAAUCUUCCACAGGGGACCUCUCAAGUUCCUGCAGACCUCAGAAUUAGCAUCAACACCUUCUGCAGAGCCUUCCCUUUCCACUUGAUGUUUGACCCCAACAUGUCAGUCCUUCAGCUGGGGGAGGGCCUCCGGAAGCAGUUCCGAUGCGACACGCACAAAGUGCUCAAGUUUGAGGACUGCUUUGAGAUUGUUUCUCCAAAGGUUAAUGCCACCUUCGAAAGGGUCCUGCUGCGACUGUCCACCCCUUUUGUGAUUAGGACCAAGCCUGAGGCCUCUGGCACUGAAAAUAAAGACAAGGUGAUGGAAGUCAAAGGACAAAUGAUCCAUGUCCCAGAAUCAAAUUCCAUUUUAUUUUUGGGCUCUCCAUGUGUGGACAAGUUGGAUGAACUCAUGGGCCGAGGGCUGCAUCUCUCAGACAUCCCUAUCCAUGAUGCCACCCGAGAUGUCAUUUUGGUUGGUGAGCAAGCAAAGGCCCAAGAUGGCUUGAAGAAGAGGAUGGAUAAAUUAAAGGCAACUUUAGAAAGAACUCACCAGGCCCUGGAGGAAGAGAAAAAGAAGACAGUGGAUCUUCUGUAUUCUAUUUUCCCUGGUGAUGUAGCCCAGCAAUUGUGGCAAGGGCAGCAGGUGCAGGCCAGAAAGUUUGAUGAUGUCACCAUGCUCUUUUCAGACAUUGUUGGCUUCACAGCCAUAUGUGCCCAGUGCACUCCAAUGCAAGUGAUUAGCAUGCUGAAUGAACUUUACACCAGAUUUGACCACCAGUGUGGAUUUUUGGAUAUUUAUAAGGUAAUUGUGUUUUGUUACUUAUAUAUAAAUACUCUUUAAUAAUAAAUUGU
Messenger RNA from Galeopterus variegatus (Sunda flying lemur), 1928 nucleotides. It is a transcript of the gene GUCY1A2, whose product is annotated as guanylate cyclase 1, soluble, alpha 2. Gene Ontology annotation, molecular function: guanylate cyclase activity; heme binding. The coding region runs from base 1 to 1917 and encodes 638 amino acids. The transcript has 7 exons. Gene Ontology annotation, biological process: response to oxygen levels; cGMP biosynthetic process. The record is from RefSeq and is a predicted model, not a curated record. NCBI's taxonomy places the organism in Eukaryota, Metazoa, Chordata, Mammalia, Dermoptera, Cynocephalidae. Gene Ontology annotation, cellular component: guanylate cyclase complex, soluble.